CUUUGUAAAAUCAUAACUUUGUAAAUAGUGUAAUUUUUCUUUUAGAAAAUAUAAAACAUUGAUAAAUGAAAGGACAUUUAUGGAAAAAAUUUCAAACAUCCAUCUUAAACUUUGAACAAUUCAAUUAUUUUGACCAGUAAAAAAGGCUCCAAAAUUCCGUUAGUAUGGAAUAUAGGAGUAAUUAAUACUGAGUAGAGCCUACCUUCUCAAAUCCCAACAUAUAAAUUAAAAUAGCCUCAUGCUUAUCUGUCUCCUACUAUAUAUUCACUGAUACUAAUUAAUCAACCAUCGUUUCAAGUGCUCUUCCUUGUACGUCUCUCAUGCAUAUUGACACAAUUUGGAUCCAACAACUAUUAGGUUUGGGGCAUCUUGAUUAAUUCACUAGGUACAUGACAUCUUCCACCACCAUGGAUAUUAGGUUCUACCAAGAAAGCAUAGAUAUAUGUGAUGGAAUCCGUCCGAGCGUACUUGAAUAGUCCAAUGGGUCCUAAAACAACUCACUUUUGGGGUCCUAUGGCCAAUUGGGGAUUUGUCAUCUCUGGAAUGAUGGAUACAAAAAAGCCCCCAGACGCGAUAUCUGGCAACAUGACUGCAGUGUUGUGUAUAUAUUCGAUGUUGUGUAUGAGAUUUGCAUGGAUGGUGAGGCCUAGAAAUCAUAUGCUGCUAGCUUGCCAUGCUGCUAAUGAAUCUGUCCAACUCUACCAACUUUCUCGUUGGCUACGCUAUAGGAACCUCCAACCAAAGGAAGAGGCAGUGGCUUCUGAUUAGUGCGGAAGGAUAAUCUUGUACUAGUACUAGAUAAAUGUGCUCGUGCUAGCACGGGCUCAAUAUAUAUCAUUUUUUAAUUAUAAUUUAUGUGACAUAAAAAGAAUUUGAAGAGACAAUCAAAUUUUUAAUAUGAUUU
Messenger RNA from Solanum tuberosum (potato), 904 nucleotides. RefSeq names its product mitochondrial pyruvate carrier 1-like. Bases 448 to 768 code for a protein of 106 amino acids. Gene Ontology annotation, cellular component: mitochondrial inner membrane. Lineage: Eukaryota; Viridiplantae; Streptophyta; Magnoliopsida; Solanales; Solanaceae. Gene Ontology annotation, biological process: pyruvate import into mitochondria. The transcript is spliced from 6 exons. The record is from RefSeq and is a predicted model, not a curated record.